Vanessa tameamea is the source of this 5590-nucleotide messenger RNA. RefSeq names its product ATP-binding cassette sub-family A member 17-like. The transcript has 33 exons. NCBI's taxonomy places the organism in Eukaryota, Metazoa, Arthropoda, Insecta, Lepidoptera, Nymphalidae. Gene Ontology annotation, molecular function: ATP binding; ABC-type transporter activity; ATP hydrolysis activity. The coding region runs from base 18 to 5075 and encodes 1685 amino acids. Gene Ontology annotation, cellular component: membrane. The record is from RefSeq and is a predicted model, not a curated record. Gene Ontology annotation, biological process: transmembrane transport.
AUAAAAAGAUAAAUAUAAUGACGGCGGAACUCAUUAAAACUCCCGUCCUUAGUAAAUUUCAACGGCAAGUCAGUAUUCUUAUUUGGAAGUCCUAUCUUCAAAGACAGCGCAGAUGGCGAAUUUUACUCGCAGAAGCGCUAUUCUCAGCUGUUUUAUUUCUCAUAGCGAUAUUCAUCGCGAAACCGGUAUUCCUUACUCCAUUGCAAGCGGUUCCUACGGCGCCACUCACAUCAUCUGAUAUCUUAGCGUCCCUCAAUAAGAAGACCCUACUAGGCUAUGCACCCGACAAUGCGCCAUUUGACAAAAUUAUGAUUCAAGCCGCGGAGAGUUUAGGAGUAGAUAUAAUAAGCGCUCCGACUGAGGACCAUCUUAACAACAUAUUGUAUAAUCGUUCUCAGGGAAUCCCAAUCACUGAUCCGGUUAUUUGGAUAAUUUGGAAACCAACGGAAAAUAAUAUGUGGAAAUUCAGCAUACGUAGUACCGAACGCGCCCGAUAUGUGACAAGACCGGAGUAUUCUUCAAGCAAUCCACAUUUACGAAGCGGGCUAUUGGCAAUACAACUCGCGAUUAGCCAGACCAUAUUAACUCACACCAGUGAUAAAAAGCCACAAUAUGAGCUAAGCAUGGCAUCGAUGCCGGUGUCGCCUUUGAUGCAACAAGAACGCGUGCGCAGGGCGAUCUCAGCUAUAUUAUUGUGUUUCACUCUAGCUUUGCUCCCACCUGUAUUGGAGACUGAGUCUUUGGUAGUAUCGGAGACAAUAAGCAGAUUUAAACGUUCCCUUUGCAUUCGUGGCGUAGAUUACUCCUCAAUGUACAUCGGCUGGUUUGUUUUUGCAUUUAUGACUGCGCUGCCUGUGUGUCUCCUAGGCAGUAUAGCUCUUAUCCUGAUAUUUCGCUGGAUCCAUCUCCUAUUCACCUUGAUAUUGGUUCUUAUUUAUGUGUCGAUUAUGACAAUGCUAGCGUUGGUCAUGGCAAUGUUUCAUAACGAAGCUUGGACUGCAUGCGUAUGGUCUACCUUAUUCACAUUACUGCAAACGUUUCUCGCUGAAUUAUUAGUGCAUCAUCAAAUCGACUUGAAACAUGAAGUCAUGACUUUCUUUUUACAUCUCAUUAUUCCGCCACUGGGUCUCAUGCAUGGACUCAAUGAAUUCGCCUUAUUGCAAACUGAACAGGAACAAGAAUGGGAAGUGAAUCGACUUCUAUUCACGAUAGUUUCUUGGUUAAUUAUGAUUGUUAUUUAUUUCGGAAUACUGAUGUUAUUGCAAAGAACAAUAAAACAACGAGCUAUUGGGGGCCAAGUCUCAUGGAAAUCUGUGGUUUUAAAAAAAACUGAGGAUCUAAGUAAGCUGCACCGAAUUGAAAAUCCAACGGGUAAUGAAAGGGAUAGAUUGCAAGAAGUGGAUGAGCUCGUCGCAAAAGCAAUAAGUUUCCGAGGGGUAUCAAAGAGUUUCAUGGGUGGCCAGGUUUUAAGCGACAUAACACUAGAUAUAUACAGAAACGAAUUUACCAUGCUGUAUUCCGAACCUAUUCAAGCCCAAAUGAUAACAACAAUUGAAGAUCUAUUAACUGGACUUACGUACCCCGACAAAGGAUCGAUCAAUGUUUUAGGUGAGAUAUUAAAACCUGGCCGUAGUUUAAUGGCAGUCCCCAAUAUGAUGGGCUACUGCCAUCGCAGUGGCUGUCUCAUUGACGACCUUACGGUUGAAGAGCAUCUUACAUUAUAUUGUUUUCUGUGUCUCUGGAACGAACCUACUAAAUGUGUAAUAGAAUAUGCUCACAUUCGUACCAAACGUAUUCUGUCGGAUUGUGACUUGGAAGGCGUCAGACAUGAGUUUGUGCGCAAUUUGGACGAUUACUACCAAGCUCUACUCUGUUGGGCGAUAGCUAUUUUACUGGAACCGAGGAUCAUUGUAAUACCUGCUUUUUUAACUGAUUCAAUCUACACAUCUGUUAUUAAGGACAAAAUUAUGCGUUAUAAAAAAUACCUUACUAUUGUAAAGUUCUGCUUCACGAGUAUUUCCGUCGAAUUCGCCGAUCGAGUUUUUAUUUUUGAUCACAGGGUAUUAGUCAGAGGUGGAACCCCAGCUUAUAUAUUUUUUAAAUAUGGUCGAGAAUACCGUGUUCGCUUAACCUUACGAAGCGCUGGAAGGUCCAAUGAGGAAAAGGUGAACGAACUGCUUCGGAGGACAUCAGAAUCUGGUGCUACAAUAAGAGCUCACUUAGGAUAUCUUCUCAUUUUACGACUUCCAGCAAGUCCCACGGCUAAUGUCGCCGCAUUGAUAUCGGACCUAACAAAACAUUCCAACAAAUAUGGAAUCGCAUCUAUGAAUAUUAGUUUGCCUGAUUCUGAAGAAGUAUCUAUAUCUGAGUCCAGGGCGACUGUGCACGGUACCGUCGAAGAACAUGAAAUUACGCGAAACGCCCUCAAUAAUCUGUCUGAACCCAUAGCAUGGAGAAGGAAAUCAAGUCCAUUCGGCAAUUUAACUCAUUUAAGUUACAUGGCAUGGAAAUUCAUAGAUUUUUAUCGUCACUACAGAUUCUAUUUCAUUGUCACGGUCCUUUCAGCACUUGUUGCGGGCGUAUUUAUCGGACUUUCUCUCUCAACCGUUUUAGGCGAAUUGGAAAGAGAUAGAGCUACAAAAACAAUAUUACAUGGCGAGAUAUUAACUGUAGAGUCAUUGGAACUAAAGACCAAUUUAAUAUUGCGGUCAGACAAUUCGAGCGACGCAAAAUCUAUUGCCAACUCUUACGUCUUCUCUGAAACAAACGCCACUGAGCAACAAGUUGAAAAUAUGCAUUAUACAGCUCUUUUAUAUCCUGAGAGCCUCACUGAAUAUCUCGUCACUCGAGCGAUAGAUUCCCCUCAACAAUACGUCUAUAUGUUUGCAUAUGGACUGGAUGUUGCUUCCAAGAAUGAUACCCUUAGCGUUCAAGUUCUAUACAGUCCAAUGCACUACGAUCAUGGUGCAGCUGCUAGAUCUUUGGCUCGAGCGUUCAUGGCACUCAUACGACAUUACACAAAGGCUUUAGAUGCGACUAUACAAGUCACUGAUGACCCGCUUGCUUUGGAUCUUACGACUUGGUUAAAGACUGCUAACUCUCCUCCAAUCUUCAUACAAUUUCUACUUAUACUGACAAUAUCACAUAUAACUAUUAUGCCUUCUAAAGAAAGUGGAUUUAUAAGACACACGCAGGUACAUGCCAUGAAUUUCUCCCCAGCACGCUACUGGUGUACACUAUUCCUAUGUGAUUUUAUGCUAUACUGCUUUCUCGUAUUAUUGAUGACAGCUACAAUGAUUGUUAUCAUGGUAUUAGUGGCACCAAUGACUUUUUCUUACAGUGAUUUGGUUGUGGUCCCCCUCAUGUUAACGGUUUAUGGAAUCGGUUGCAUUCCGCAAGCGUAUUUGUUUAGCUUGGGACCACAAGCUGCCCUCAACACCAUGACAUUUAUUAUACUGAAUCUCGUUUUUGGUGAAACUACAGUCAUAGCAAAAUUACUUUACGGCAACGCGCUCGACUACGUCUUGAAUUUUAUGUCACUUUCCCCACAAUUCAACAUGGCAUAUGCAUUUGUGAAGAUAAAGAAAAUAUUUCUAUACAACAGCGAAUGUAUUGUAUUCAAAAGAAAAAAUCUAUGUUCCUCUAAAACUUUGCAUAAAUGCUGUACUAAAUGUGGUGUUUUGCAACAAUGCUUCUCCAGAAGAUUUUAUUUAAAUAAGAAUAUGGGAGUUCUGAUGGAGAUCAUUGCUAUAUUAUGCACCACUGUAGUAUUCAUGGCAUUGUUAUUAUUAUGGGAGUAUAAAUACAUACAGCGACUAUGGACAUUUUUAUUAAACAAAUGGGUAUAUGCAAAAAUACAACCAUAUGAGGCAGAGACGGAAGGCACUGUGCGCGAGAAAGAAAAUGUUUUGAACAAGCAAAAUGAGCUUAAAAACAAGCAGGAAGAGAAGAUAAAUACCUACGGCGAAUACCUCUUAGCGUGCAACGUUUCUAAGAAAAUGUUUGGGAAGAACAAUAUUUCCAACGUCUACUUUGGUCUAGGUAAAGGGGAAGCACUAGCCAUUUCUGGUCUUUUAGGACAUGGCAGACUGGAGUUAUGUGAAAUAUUGGCCGGAUAUAUACUGCCAAGUGAGGGAGAUUUGUGGUGCUCAUCAAAAUGGACAUUAAAUAAAAAUCCCCAUAUGUACGCUCGACAAGUAACCUUCUGUUGUCAUCACAAUCCUCUCCCCUUAUGGAUGACAGUUUAUCGAGCUUUGGAAAUGAUAACAGUGCUGCGCGGCGUGCCACAAGCGCAUGUGAAAGGGGAAGUCAUGAAUUACAUUGAUGCGCUUGAACUUCGCCAAUACAUCAAUACACGUAUCCACUAUCUCUCGGCGAAUGAACGCACUCGGCUUAACUUCGCUGCAGCCGUUGUCGGAGCCCCACCUAUCGUUAUACUGGACGAAUGUACGGCGUACCAAAAGUAUUCCGUGACAAGGGCUAUGUAUUAUAUUUUGUAUAAUUUAAGAAAACGUGGCCAUGCUGUUAUUAUAACUUCGAGCAGUGUAGAGAGCCACCUGCCAGUUACUAGUCGGCUAGCUAUUCUGCUUGAUCAUCACAUCUACGACAUUGACCAAGUCGAUGCGCUAGUUGAACGAUAUAGUGAUAAAGGCUUCACGGUGGUACUCCAUCUCAAAGACGAAGUGAAUGUCAACAAGAUAUUUUCAAGACAUUUCAAGAAUUUUGUCAUUAAUGACAUAUCCGAGGUACUGGUGAAUGUUCAAGUUUUCGAUCCAGACUUAACAUGGGCUACUAUUUUUGAAAAAAUGGAAGCACUCAAAGAUGAAAAUAGACAUGUUUACUCGUACAUAGUAUCAGCGAUACCGAUAGACUAUAUUUAUAAUACAAUAUUAAGUCAUAAAAGCAAACACAAAUAUGCCGAUGAACAAAAAUAUCGUCGCUACAAAUUUCUCUUUCCUAAUAAGCCAAUGGUAAAACCAUCUACCGAAAAAAUAGUCCAGCUGUUGCCCUUUGAAAAGAGAUUCAAUAUUACCAAGUUAAAAGAACUACCAUGGUCAGUGAUUUUCAAUAGGUAAUCUUGUCGUUGAUGUUACACGGGCUGCACAUGAAUUAUUUUAUCGUAUAAUAUCACACCGUGAUGCAUUUGCACUGAUAUGACUCAGUGUUCAAAUUCAUCGUUUCCCGGGUUAUUAACCAAACAUUUGAGCUAUAGUGAUGCAAACUGUUUCGAAUUUUAAUGCUUCAGGAAAAGAUUGAUUUUAAGAAUAUAUUUUCGUUAAAGUUAUUACUUGUACAGUUAAAUGGUGUGGAAAGGGAUCCAGGAUCUUAAGCUAUAAAAGAUGGAUAACAUUACCGAUAAAAAAAAUUGUCAUUCGUAUUAAAUGUUCAUUUUAGCACAGCUCAACUUAUAAUCGAUAAAAUUUUCUCGACGAGUCAUGGCGCUCGUUGGUGACAUUUUCAAGUCUCUUUCAUUAGAUACCGUUGUCUUUUUCUCACGAAAACAUUACGGUUAAGAAUGCUUUUUAAAUAAUGGUUCUCUAAAGGGGCAUACCCUUCAAGAAUCUAUCCACCUUCAAAAGAAAUGAAUCAA